AUGGGGUGGUGGCCCUUCAUCUUUGGCGGCAGCGACAGUUCGGCCGAUCCUGUGAACCAGCUGGACCCGAAGCUUCGCGAAUUUCUUGAGAAGGAAUCUCCCCUCAAGUACAAGAAGAACAGCGUGACGAGCGGCUCGGAAACAUCAGGGGCAGCCAAGAAUGACGCGGCGGAAGCAGCGCCAAACUCGCCACCGCAGCAGCAGGGGGUGCCGACUGAGAGCCUAUACCAGGACGGACGAUACGCACACCUAUGGAAGAACUACCGACCGCAGGCCGAAGUGGAAGCCGAGUCCAUGUCAGACCACGAGCGCCUGAUGAGCGUCCUGGAGGCGUAUCAGCAGCGCAAGUCGCAGAUAUCCAAGGUGGCCAUGGAGAACUGCGCUGAGGCCCAGGAGGAAUGGGUCAACUGCAUGAAGCACGGCAAGCUGGAGGACCAGCUGCAGAUGUGUCGGCACCAAGUGAAGAGUUUCGAGAAGUGCUACACGAUGCAGUCGGUAAGAAGUCUUCCCUCCCCGUGGCAUCGCAACUUCUCUCCGACCCGAACAAGACUGACAGGAAUGGAAAUCAUUAAGCGUUUCCUCCGGGCACUAGGCUAUGGGUCCGUCGCCAGCCGCCCACAGCACGUAGAGGAUGCCAUCCAGAUGCACGCCGACUCGCUGUACCAGCGCGUUCUGCAGCAUGAGCUGGCUGUCGAGAAGGCCAGAAACGAGGGCACUCCCGUUCCCGUCUUCGACCCGACCAUUCCGCUUCUCGCGACGACCAAGACGACCAUCGAGCCGUCCGAGGAGCUCCAGCUACAGUGGAAGGACAAGCUCGACCAGCUGCCCGAGUCGGAGCGUCCUGCCGAGGAGGCUGCCCUCAGGGCCGAUCUGCAGUCCAAGUCUGACGUCGCCAGGUCUAUGAAGGAGUACUACGAGUCGCAGAAGAAGAAAAAUAACAAGGAUGGCGAGGGUGGCGGUGGUCCGACGGGUCAGCCGCAGCAAAAGACCUUUGCAGAUACCAUCGUCAGUCUGGUGAUGGGGCGAUAG
Molecule: messenger RNA, 1029 nt
Organism: Geosmithia morbida
Lineage: Eukaryota; Fungi; Ascomycota; Sordariomycetes; Hypocreales; Bionectriaceae
Exons: 1
Coding region: 1-1029 (342 amino acids)
Source: RefSeq, a predicted model, not a curated record